Molecule: messenger RNA, 2066 nt
Organism: Eufriesea mexicana
Lineage: Eukaryota; Metazoa; Arthropoda; Insecta; Hymenoptera; Apidae
Gene: alpha-Man-Ib
Product: alpha-Mannosidase class I b
Exons: 11
Coding region: 76-1872 (598 amino acids)
Biological process (GO): carbohydrate metabolic process; mannose trimming involved in glycoprotein ERAD pathway
Cellular component (GO): membrane; endoplasmic reticulum
Molecular function (GO): calcium ion binding; mannosyl-oligosaccharide 1,2-alpha-mannosidase activity
Source: RefSeq, a predicted model, not a curated record
GGAUUAUUGUUUUUUAAAGUGUUCUGGCUUUUGUUAUCAUUACGUUCGCCAGAACAACUUAACCUCUAACGAAAUAUGUUUCCGUCGAAGGAUUUGGGAAAAACGGAUUAUAUCAGUUUAAAUAUCCAAGAAAGUGCAACAUUCGCACGAGGAUCAUCACGUAGUCUUUGGAGACAAUGGAAUCAGUUAUCAAGGUUUCAGAGAAAUAUUCUUUAUUUUUUAGUUAUUACUAUCAUAUUAGUUAUAUUUUAUCUGUUACCUGGUGAUAACAAAAGUGGAGUUUUAGAUGAAAAUGAUUACAAUAACAUAGAAGUAGUGCAAGAUAGUCUAAAAUAUGAAAAGGCAGCAGAAGAUAUUGUAGUAGAUAGUAUAAAUCAAGAACAUAAAGGGGGUGGAGAGGUCAUUGAAGAACCUGAAUUCCAACCAGAAAUAAACCAAGUAGAUGAUGAUCAAAUUGGCGAACCACCUCAACCUAAGCCAAACACACUUAAAUUUAAUGGACCACAGAAUAAUAGACAGAAAGCAGUAGUUACAGCAUUUAAGUAUUCAUGGAAUGGUUACAAAGAAUAUGCUUGGGGUUAUGAUAAUGUGAAACCAAUAUCAAAAAAAUAUUAUGAAUGGUUUGGCUUAGGCCUUACUAUAGUUGAUUCCCUUGAUACUAUGUACAUAAUGGGCUUAAAUAACGAAUUUUUAGAAGCUAAAACAUGGGUUGAUAAAAAUUUAGUGUUCACUUCGAAUAGAGAUGUUAAUUUAUUUGAAGUUACAAUUAGAGUAUUAGGAGGUUUAUUAUCAGCAUAUCAUCUUUCAGGAGACAAGAUUUUUUUAAAUAAAGCUACAAUGUUAGGAGAACGUUUGAUGCCUGCAUUUUCUACUUCAUCUGGUGUUCCAUAUUCUGAUGUAAAUCUUGGUGCUAAAACUGCACAUGGUCCUAAAUGGGGUCCUGAUAGUAGUACAAGUGAAGUUACAUCAAUCCAAUUGGAAUUUCGUGAUUUAAGUCGCAGUACAGGAGAUCCUAAAUUCGAGGAAGCAGUAGCAAAAGUUUCAGAACAUGUACACCAAUUAGAAAAAUAUGAUGGUUUAGUACCUAUUUUCAUUAAUGCUAAUACUGGACACUUUAGAGAUCAUGCAACAAUUACACUUGGCGCACGUGGUGAUAGUUAUUACGAAUAUUUAUUGAAACAAUGGCUUCAAACUGGGAAGACUAUUAAUUACCUACGAAAUGAUUAUCUGUUAGGUAUUACUGGAACUCAAAAGCAUUUGGUGAAACGUACAGCAAUUAAUAAAUAUCUUUUCAUAGCAGAGUUAGUUGGAGCAAACAAAGAAAUAACACCAAAAAUGGAUCACCUUACAUGUUACUUAGCAGGUACUUUAGCUUUAGGAGUACAUCAUGGUUUACCAUCUGAUCAUAUGGAUCUUGCUAAUGAAAUUGUUAAGACUUGUUAUCAAACAUAUGCAAUUCAGCCCACAUUUCUAGCUCCAGAAAUUACUUAUUUCAAUAUUCAGAAUACAGAUGGAGAAAAAUCAAUGGAUAUGUAUGUGAAAAUAAAUGAUGCACAUAAUUUACUUAGACCAGAAUUUAUUGAAAGCCUUUUUUAUAUGUGGUAUUUCACUGGAAAUAAGACAUUCCAAGAUUGGGGAUGGCAGAUAUUUCAAGCCUUUGAAAACUAUACAAAAGUGGAGAAAGGGUACACCAGCAUUGGUAAUGUAAGGAACGUUUAUAAUACACUACAAAAGGACAUGACAGAAAGCUUUUGGUUUGCUGAAACUUUGAAAUACCUGUACUUGUUGUUUGAUGAUACAAGACAAUUAAUAGAUUUGGAUAGAUGGGUAUUUAAUUCAGAAGGACAUCCCCUACCUGUAUAUGAAUCAUAAUCAAAUCUAAUCACAAAAUUUCAUGUAUAAAUUUGCACCAUUAAAGAAAUCUUAAAUACCUUUUGAGGCCAGUGAAUAGAUAUCUUAACGAUAUUACGCAGAUAAGAAGUUAGUCGAAUUAAUGUACUUUAAAAUAUGAAAUAGACCACGAUUUUAGAUUAAUGAUCUUCUAGGAAUAAUUCCCAAACAUUACA